Molecule: messenger RNA, 1919 nt
Organism: Mollisia scopiformis
Lineage: Eukaryota; Fungi; Ascomycota; Leotiomycetes; Helotiales; Mollisiaceae
Exons: 4
Coding region: 90-1724 (544 amino acids)
Biological process (GO): DNA recombinase assembly; double-strand break repair via single-strand annealing; mitotic recombination
Cellular component (GO): nucleus
Source: RefSeq, a predicted model, not a curated record
CAACACGCGACAAAAUCAUCUUAUAUCAACAACCGCGUCCAAUGUGACGUGCUGAAGCUUUCUGAAUUGCUAGAGUAAAGUACAGCAAGAUGCCGGCACCUGGCGAGCAGCACCUCAAUUCUGGUGGGAAACAAAUAACAAAUCCUUUCGAAGAAGUCAAACCACGACUCUCGGAAUACACCGCGCAAGAAAUUGCAACACUACAGAGUCGCCUGGAGAAGCAAUUGGGUCCUGAGUACAUUUCAUCCCGAGCUGGACCGUCUGGACAAAAGGUACAUUACCUUGCGGCCGAAAAAUGUAUACAACUUGCGAAUGAAGUCUUCGGUUUUAAUGGCUGGUCCAGUCAAAUCAAGGAAGUCCAGGUGGACUUCGUAGAAGAGAACCCGCAGACUUUCAGAGUCAAUCUCGGCCUAUCAGUUAUUGUACGUGUUACUCUUCGAGAUGGCACAUUUCACGAAGACAUCGGAUAUGGACAUAUGGAGAAUUGCAAAGGGAAAGCUGCUGCGUUCGAGAAGGCUAAGAAGGAAGGAACUACGGAUGCUUUGAAGAGAGCUUUGAGGAACUUUGGCAAUGUCCUUGGCAAUUGCAUCUACGACAAGGAAUACUUGAAGAACGUCUCGAAAGUCAAGGCCGCGCCGACGAAAUGGGACGUGGAUAGGUUACAUCGACACUCAGACUAUACACCGGUCAAGAGAGAAGCGGAGUCGAAGUUGCUCGACGACAAGUCACAGAAUGGAGCUGCUGGAGCCAAUAACGCCACUGAUGAUACAAUAGAGGAUGAAUUUGGAGAAUUCGAUGAAGCAGACUUCAACGUGGCAGACCCGGAUGCUCAUCCGGAUGAGGUUGCUCUGACAGAGCCACCAAUCCCAUCCCGCCACUUCAACAAUGGACCAUCUGGUAACACAACAAAUGGAACGGUUCCCAACCAAAAUCGACCGCCAGUCAACCGACCGCAACCAAUGGCAGCUCCUGCACGAGGAACCAAUUCAGCCCAAAAUAAUGCUAAUCAACCACAACCUCAAACUCCAAGUGGUGGCCUUACAAGAUCUACGAGUUGGGCAGGUCCUGGACCUCGUCCGAAUUCAGAAGCAGCUCCACAACCACGACCACCAAACCCACAGUUGAACCCUCCAGUUGGACGACGAAUUCUGAAUCAACCGAGUCGUAAUGGACCACCAUCAGCACCAGUAUCUCCUGCCAAGCAACUGCCGUCUUCUGGAGGAGACAGCGACAUAGUUUCCUUGCCGCCACAAGGAGCAGGCUUCUUCUCAGCUCGAGCAGCACAAAUGAUUCCAGAAGGUAAAGCCACUGAAGGACCUCCAGCCCCUAUACCCAGCCAUUUCCCAGCAUUCAACCCUCAUGCCGAGUCUCCAUCCAUUCGAAAAACCCCAGGAAUCGACCAUAAGUCAUCCAAACCACUUACUCGAGAUUUGAAGCACGUCCCAGGAUCAACGCAAUCUGCAGCCCUGAGUGGUCCUAUUGCAAGACCUAAUGUCAUAAAUCCGCAACUCGAUGCUGCCAGACGGAUUGGUGCUCCCGGCAGUCCAAGUCCCAUGGGCAACAGAAGUCAGUAUAAGCCACCUACGACAGUCAAGAGAGGAUUCGACAACGCGGGUGCAACGGCUGGUGCAAAUGGAAGGACGCCAUUGACAGACCUACCAGCUAAUGGACCUAUUGGUGCCGACGCUGGAGGAGAUUUGAAGAGGCAGCGACUAAAUGGCUAAAUGUAUAACUGAACAGAAAAACGGACACGGCGUUCUGGGUGUGUGGGUGGAUUAUUACUAGACUGCUAACGAGCAUGGUGUAAUGGAGUUGGAGAUUUUGGCGUCUUACUUGUACAUGUUAAACUUUUGGACUUUGCUGGAGAACUUUGCUGAGACAAAACAUCAGGUAUUCACUUGUCAUGAAAAGAAUGAAGG